AUGGCAUCAGAUAUUCUGUGGAAUCAUUUUGCCAACUACAAGUGCAUUGCAGCAUUGUCGGAUGAUUCAGACGCUGUUCUGGACAUAGUAUCGUCGGUGACCACAACUGAACGCAUUUCAUUUGCCAGUGCCGAAGAUCCUGUGGAGCAUCUCUUGAUCUCCGCCAUGGACGCCGACUGCCAGGGAUUAGUGGCUCGAUGCCACGACGCAGCAGCUGGUGUCGGCGCGAUCCUCAAGGCGUCCAAACUGGCGAACCGGAGAGGCAAUCGUCGCUUGCUGGUUUUGCCGGUAGCGGGGUCCCCGCCCACUAAUGUGUCUGCAAUCUUCGCUCUACGCAGUAUUGAGAUUGUGCCUGAUAUUGUGGUGGCUAGACAGGUGGACGGAGUUGACAGCUUUGAGCUGGUGACUAUGAAGUUCACAGGUGAAGAGACGUGGCGGGAUGAGCUGGUGGUGGCGCAGUGGCGGCGGGGGCGUGGCCUGGAGCCGCCGUCAGCGGAUCUUUUCCCAGACAGAAUGGCGGACAUGGAGGGCCGCCAGUUGGUUUUCGCUACAAUCAACUACCCGCCAUACGUUAUACUCAAAACCGAGUCCAAUGUACUGGAUGGUGUGGAGAGUCGCAUCCUCCUCGAGUUCGUCAGCAAGAAAAAUGCGACGUGGCGUGUGGAUGACUACGCAGUGGACAGGUGGGGCUCGAUAUGGGACAACGGCUCCGGGAACGGCCUGCUGGGCGCCGUGGCGAUGGGCGAGGCGGACGCGGCUUACGCGGCCGUGUACCGCUGGUUCCCCGAGUACCUGUUUGUCGACUACACGCGGCCCUACCUGCGCGCCGGCAUCGCCUGCAUGGCACCACGGCCGCGCACGCGCCCCGGCUGGCAGGUGCCCGUGCUGCCCUUCUCGCCCCUCCUCUGGGCCGCUGUCUGGGCCUCCGUGGUGCUCGCCACACUCGCACUCUACUCUGCCAGAAGGACGUCCAACUGGGUGCUCGGUGAUACGCAGGGUGGCGGGCGGUACUCAACACUAGAGGACUGCUUCUUCCGUUCUUUGGGCCUGCUGGUGCUGCAGACACCCGACUUGGAGCGGCGCCACACACGUGUCGUGGGCCCCACGCGCCACGUGCUGUCCUGGCUGCUGAUCGCCUACCUGCUCGUCACCGUCAGCUACGGCAGCGGACUCUCCUCCGUGCUCACCAUACCCAGAUAUGAGCGACCGAUAGACACCGUGUCUGACCUACACGAGAGUGGUCUGGAGUGGGCUGAAAGACAUUUGGUGUACCUCUACUCAAUCAGAGAACUCACAGAUCAGAUCUACGUGGACCUGAUCCAGCGCUUCCGUGUGUUCUCAUCGGAUACCCUACACUCUAGGACCACCACACGAGAUUUGGCCUUCGUCAUAGAGAGACUUCCAGGAGGUUAUUUCACGAUCGGUGACUACAUCGACGAGGAGGCAGCUAGUAGGUGGCUACGACCAAUGCGUGAGGACAUCUAUUGGGAGUAUGUGGUCUUUGCAGUCCCCAAAGGAUGGGCGUAUCUUCAGAGACUUGACAACAUGAUCGACAGACUCCUCCAGGCUGGAAUAAUGUAUACCUGGGAAGGACAGGUGGCUCGCAAGUGGUUGGUGCCGAGAGUGCAGCUGGCCGCACAGAUAGGGAUGCGCUCUUACGCCCAGUCUCCGGACGGCCCCAUCAAGCUGCAGCUGACCCACGUGCAGGGAGAGUUCGCUCUGUUGAUCCUCGGACUCUUCUUGUCGCUGGUUGUCCUCCUGGUAGAAAUCGCCAUUCACCGCAAAACCGCCGUCGUCGCACGGCUGAAGGGCUUUACCACGACGAAAGUAAAGCAGAGGGCGCACCCCACAGAAGACCCGGUCAAUAAAGGAGCUCCCGGCAAGGACCUGGGCAGUGAAUAA
This is a messenger RNA of Schistocerca piceifrons (Central American locust), 1902 nucleotides long. RefSeq names its product glutamate receptor 1-like. Lineage: Eukaryota; Metazoa; Arthropoda; Insecta; Orthoptera; Acrididae. The transcript has 8 exons. Bases 1 to 1902 code for a protein of 633 amino acids. Gene Ontology annotation, cellular component: membrane. Gene Ontology annotation, molecular function: ligand-gated monoatomic ion channel activity. The record is from RefSeq and is a predicted model, not a curated record.